This is a messenger RNA of Arabidopsis thaliana (thale cress), 1178 nucleotides long. Its product is annotated as NAD(P)-binding Rossmann-fold superfamily protein. The record is from RefSeq and is marked reviewed. Gene Ontology annotation, molecular function: oxidoreductase activity. Lineage: Eukaryota; Viridiplantae; Streptophyta; Magnoliopsida; Brassicales; Brassicaceae. The coding region runs from base 127 to 927 and encodes 266 amino acids. The transcript is spliced from 5 exons.
GAGAUAUUCCUGAUGGACCCGGCCCAUCAUCUUCAUCUUUUAUCUCCAAUGAUUGAUUAAUGAUCAAUCAACUUUGUGUUUGCUCCACUUAUCUCUUCACAUCGUACACUUCAAGAUAAGAGAGAAAUGGCUGGAGCAGAGCAAAGCCAGAGAUGGAGCCUUAAGGCCAAGACCGUACUUGUAACCGGUGGAACAAAAGGCAUCGGGCAUGCUAUAGUAGAGGAAUUUGCAGGAUUUGGAGCAGUAAUACAUACUUGUGCUAGAAACGAAUAUGAGCUUAACGAGUGUUUAAGCAAAUGGCAAAAGAAGGGUUUUCAAGUCACUGGUUCGGUCUGUGACGCAUCUUUGAGACCAGAGAGAGAAAAGCUAAUGCAGACUGUGUCUUCAAUGUUUGGUGGAAAGCUCGAUAUCCUCAUAAACAAUUUGGGAGCGAUUCGGUCAAAACCAACGCUGGAUUACACAGCAGAAGAUUUCUCGUUUCAUAUUUCGACAAACUUAGAAUCUGCUUAUCAUCUGAGCCAGCUUGCGCAUCCUCUGCUUAAGGCUUCAGGAUGUGGGAACAUAAUUUUCAUGUCCUCUAUUGCUGGAGUUGUAUCUGCUAGUGUCGGCUCCAUCUACUCUGCAACGAAAGGGGCAUUGAAUCAGCUAGCAAGGAACUUGGCAUGUGAGUGGGCUAGUGAUGGCAUUAGGGCUAAUGCUGUGGCUCCUGCAGUCAUCGCAACUCCUUUGGCUGAAGCUGUGUAUGAUGAUGAGUUCAAGAAAGUGGUGAUAUCAAGAAAGCCGUUGGGGCGUUUCGGGGAGCCUGAAGAAGUGUCCUCGCUUGUGGCUUUUCUAUGUAUGCCUGCAGCUUCUUAUAUAACUGGUCAAACCAUUUGUGUCGAUGGAGGUCUCACUGUCAAUGGCUUCUCCUAUCAGCCACAAGGUUAAAAUCCAAUAUCCAAAAACAAACACAUUUUCAACUUCAUUACUUUGAACAUUGUCAUCUUGGGCUAAGCCCGGUUUGGAAGUAUGGAUUCUGGCCGUAACACUUUAGAAAAUAAAAGGAAACUUCAAAUAUUCUGAUUUAAAUUUUGCUUGGAUUUUUCAGUUCCGUUGCUCUCAAACUUCAAAGUAUGUGUGUCAUCCUAAUUAUAAUAAUAGUGAUUAAAUAAGUGUAAAAUAAAAAGUAGUAUUUUGUC